This is a messenger RNA of Gracilinanus agilis (Agile Gracile Mouse Opossum), 3167 nucleotides long. It is a transcript of the gene S1PR1, whose product is annotated as sphingosine-1-phosphate receptor 1. The transcript has 2 exons. Gene Ontology annotation, molecular function: sphingosine-1-phosphate receptor activity. The record is from RefSeq and is a predicted model, not a curated record. Lineage: Eukaryota; Metazoa; Chordata; Mammalia; Didelphimorphia; Didelphidae. Gene Ontology annotation, cellular component: membrane. The coding region runs from base 484 to 1626 and encodes 380 amino acids. Gene Ontology annotation, biological process: angiogenesis; sphingosine-1-phosphate receptor signaling pathway.
CGGAGGAGGGGGUGAGAGGGUAGAUAAGUUAACCCCUCCCAGUCCCUCUCAAAGCCAGUCGCAGAAGAAAACACAUACACGCCAGUGUGGCCAGCAGUACAGUUAGUUAAACUCGCUGGUUUGGGCUCCGUCUCCCGCUUGCACCUCCUGGACAACCGGGAUCGCGUUUAGCUGGCUAUUGGAGAGCAAGGCGAAGGAGGGUGGGGACCCCUUGCUAAAGGAAGUUUGGUAGCUCGGGUUGAAUUCGGGCAGCAAGAUGUCAAGUACGAGCUCCUGCCGACCAGUGGCAUUUAAAAACGAACUUUGUCCUGCCUGAGCUAGGGCCGAAAUCUGCGAGGCCCCCUCAGCAGGGAAGGGCUACAGAAAAGACCGGCCACCGACCACUGUCACUGUCCCGGCAUCGAAGCCUCGCUCGACUUUGCCCUCUAGCGUCCAGCUGGGGAGGUGCUGCAUUGGGCUCCUGCAGGCCCUUUUCCCAGCACCAUGGGCUCCACCAGUGUGCCGUCGGUCAAGGCCUUUCCCAGCUUCGUCUCUGACUAUGUCAACUAUGAUAUCAUCGUCAAGCAUUACAACUACACGGGAAAGCUAAACUCCAGCGCGGAGGGCGGCCUCAAAGUGACCUCGGUGUUAUUCAUCCUUAUCUGCUGCUUCAUUAUCCUGGAGAACAUUUUUGUCCUCCUGACCAUCUGGAAAACCAAGAAGUUCCAUAGGCCCAUGUACUAUUUCAUUGGAAAUUUAGCCCUGUCGGACCUGCUGGCAGGGGUGGCUUACACGGCCAACCUCCUUCUUUCUGGGGCCACCACCUACAAGCUAACCCCAGCACAGUGGUUCCUACGGGAGGGUAGCAUGUUUGUAGCCCUUUCAGCCUCAGUGUUCAGCUUGCUGGCCAUUGCCAUUGAGCGCUACAUCACCAUGCUCAAGAUGAAGCUACACAAUGGGAGCAACAGCUUCCGCUCCUUCCUGCUCAUCAGCGCUUGCUGGGUUAUCUCGCUGAUCCUGGGAGGCCUGCCCAUCAUGGGCUGGAACUGCAUUGGCUACCUACACAGCUGCUCCACUGUGUUGCCCCUCUAUCACAAGCACUAUAUUCUCUUCUGCACCACUGUGUUCACUUUGCUCCUCCUCUCCAUUGUCAUCCUCUACUGCCGGAUCUAUUCCCUGGUCAGGACUCGGAGCCGCCGGCUGACCUUCCGCAAGAACAUGUCUAAGGCGAGCAGGAGCUCGGAGAAGUCACUCGCGCUCCUCAAGACGGUCAUCAUUGUCCUGAGCGCCUUCAUUGCCUGUUGGUCCCCUCUCUUCAUCCUGCUCCUUCUGGAUGUGGGCUGCAAGGUGAAUACGUGUAAAAUUCUCUACAAGGCGGAGUAUUUCUUGGUGUUGGCGGUCCUCAACUCAGCCACCAACCCCAUCAUUUACACGCUGACCAACAAGGAAAUGCGGAGAGCCUUUGUCCGCAUCAUGUCCUGCUUCAAGUGCCCCAGCGGGGACUCGGGGGCCAAGUUCAAGCGGCCCAUCAUUGGUGGCAUGGAGUUCAGCCGCAGCAAAUCCGACAAUUCUUCCCACCCACAGAAGGACGAUGGCGACAACCCGGAGACUAUAAUGUCUUCUGGGAACGUUAACUCCUCUUCCUAAAACUUAAUUCUGCUGCAGGCCUACAGGGGGUGCUGUGUUGACGCCUCCCCCUCCUCACUCCCCGCUUUUUGGGAAAGUUAGGUCAGAGCUCUAGGGUGCGAUCCACCCCCACCCCCACCCCGAAGGGUGCUGCUGCAGGGCCCUAGGAAGUAAGGGAGGGGAGGGAGAGAGGGAGAGAGGGAAGGAAGAGCCAAAAAAGCCAAGUGGUGGUGCUAGCUGGGCGGUGGGGAGUUUUAGUCCACACGAACAAUGCACCAGGAAGGGUGGAGCUCUGUCCCAGAGAGACAGACUGUCCUGGCUCCGAAUACGUUUCCUCCCUGGAACUUGUUUUGACUUUGCACUGAGCCUGACUAAGGUUUAACAUUGUCAGGCUCCUGAAAGUUUCAGCUGAUUACUUCUUGAAGUCUUGAUCAAUGUCCCUAUGUGAAAGUGUCUGUUUGGGUCUUUGGGCCUUCCUUUGUUGGGGAUGGAAAACAUGAAAGAGAAGUUGGUUCCCUUUGCCCUAGUUUCUGUCAAUGGUUUGUGGCCCCCUCCUCUCUCUCUUUUCCCUCCACCGCUACCCAUGUAAUUCCUCUCCUUCUUCCACUGUCCCCGUUCCAGUACCAGGAUUUUCCAUUCCUGUGUUAGCUCCUUUUCUUUCCGUGGGGGGGAGGAGGAGGGGAUGGAAGCACACCACCCCUGGACCAGCUGCAGUAGUCCCCCUACACUCACCUGUGAGGAAGCUGACAUGGCUUUUAGAUGUCGUGUAAUAAGAGUUGCUGAGUCCAAAGUUCCCACUUGGAGCCAGGUUUGUUAUUUUGUUUUUAGGAGGCAUUUCUUGAUAUCUUAAUGACAUGAGCUGCCUUACCCUAGCUCCUGUGGUUGAAAGCUGGAGGGAAAAGGUCCAGUUUAUCUAAACAUUAGUUUAUUUGAGAGGUUACUUUGAGGAUCCAACCUUUGACCCCAGUCUCCUGAAAAGGGUGUAAGAAAAACUGACAAAUGGAAGUGUUCUUUGAAUGCUAUAAUCCACCAGAUAUCUCUCUGCCUUCUAAAUGCCCUUGCCUGACACUUUGGGAUAUCUGACCUUUGGCACUUAAAGCAAUGCUUUGUUGCAUUUCAUCGGGUUCCUCGGCUUUUGAACAGAGAAGUGUUGGUGUUUUAUGGAUUUGUGUUCAGAUUUACUUUCCAUGUUCUUUGAAUGUAUUUGUUUCUGCAUCUUUUGUUUUUACUGGAUUUCCCCCCUUAACCUGUGUUAACCGAGUUGAAUGUGUACACGUGUUAACAAGAUGCAGGUCCUCUGUGCCCUAGAGCAUUACUGUAACAGACAGGGACACUUCAGGUAGCUCCCUCAGAACUCUCCAUUACUAUACAGUUACUGGGGAGGUGUAGAAAUGUUGUAAAAAGAGUAAAAUAAAAAUAUAUCUCUGCCUCUGUAGUAUGGUUUCCAGUGCAAUUAAAAUGAUUUUUUUUGUUUUGUUUUGAAGAUAGUAUUUAAAAGGUCUGUUCAAUUUGCACAUAGCUUUACCUACUUUUAAACAUUAAUAAACUGAUUUUUAAAAAAA